Vitrella brassicaformis is the source of this 1705-nucleotide messenger RNA. The record is from the annotation of a GenBank genome assembly. Lineage: Eukaryota; Vitrellaceae.
UCAGCGGUCUCUCUCAUAGCCUAUCACUAUAUCUUGACCCUUCUUGUCUUCAGCUUCAGCCCCCACCCGCCGUUCCCUCUGCCUCUGUUGCCGCUGGGCCAUUCGCUCGCGAAUGAGGGCCUUUGGGUCGGUGACCGCCCUGGCCAGACUGCCCAUCCGGGGGCCUCCAGUGCCGUAGUUGGUCCACGCACCGCCGUCCUUGGCAUAGAAAUCCAUCGGAUACACUGAAUGAACACCGCACACCACACACACAGAGAGGCAGCCGAGCCAGACGUGUGUGUGCUCUGAGUGAGGGUCUGUCUGUGCGUGAGGCCGUCGGUCCGUCAGUGAGCGCACCGGUGCGGUAGUGUUCGUGUCCGAAAGCCACGAAGGCCUCGUAUGGCGUGAGGAGCGGUUGGCUGUAGAACUGACCCCAAUCCACCGACAGACGCGGACACGCCACCUAUCCGGUUGACACAACCACACAUCCUAUGCUAUGUGGCUGCCUGCGGCUCGUGUGGUGUGUCUUGUCUGUCAGUCAGAUGGCUCCUCCCUCCUUCUCCCGACUGACCUGUAUGAAGGCAUCGACGUGUUGGUGCAUGUGCCUGAGGCGGUCGGGCAGCACCUCCGACAUGAGCAGCACAAAGUAGGGCAGCUCUUUGGACUCGAGCAGCCUCUGCAGCUGCUCCAGUAUGCCCACACUCCCCUGCCGCCCCAGGGUGCCCAGAAUGAGCCCCACUGUCUUGGCCCCCCUGGCCGCCUCGAUGGCCGCCUGUCUGUUGCGGUGAAGCGCAGCGUGCGCAUACGACUCACGGAAGAACCUCUGUGGACCAAGGACAGAGACAGAGAGAGAGGGGAAUACACAUGCAGCCACCGCACCAACACACACACACCACACCCAUGUGUGUGUGUGUGUGUGUGUGUGUGUGUCGGGCUGACCUUUGUGAAGGGGUCGUAGCGGAAGAAUGGUAUGGUGGGGUUGGCGAUGAGUGAGCUCUCGAGGUGGAACCGCCCGUCAGCCACAAACACAGCCACAUCCACUGCAGAGCCGUCCAGUUUGGGCGACGUGCAGCCCAACACCUCACCGGCAGACAGCGGCCGAGACUGCGGGAUGACCGGCGGAGUGGCAAAGUGUCCCUGCUCCACCAGCAGGUCCCUGGCCCGGUGGAGCGUCGAGCUGAACUGGAUGGUGCCCAGAAGAGCCACCUUUUGCUGUCUGUCCAGGUUGCACCUGAUGGUGUCGGCCAGGUGCCGGGCGUCGAGCUGGAUGUCCACGUGGACGUACAUGCACCGCACGUCAGUCUGGUCGUUGACGGGCACCAGACACGAGUGGCCGUAGUGCACCAGGAAGUCCACACCGACGGCCUUCGCUGUGAGGUCGUCGAUGCAGCAGGCGCCGUACGUGACGUCGCCCAGGAUGAUCACCUCAGCAUCAGGACAAAAGUGGGUGAUGAUGUUGGCGAUGGCGGGGGCGAAGACGAGCAGGCCUUCGGGCAUCUGCAGGCCGACGUGUGUGAAGCCCUCCCGGCGGAUUCGCCAGAUGGUCUUGGGCAGCUCGAAGGUGUAGUUGGGCGGCAGGGCGAUGGAGAUGGCCUGCUGCAGCUCAGCAUCCUCGGCGAUCUCUGCCGGCACGCGGGAAGCGACCUUGGCGGCCGGACGAUGAUUAGAUCCGGCGGAGCCCUGCCCAACGAGCGAUAGAGAGGCGCUCUCUGUCAUCUGUUCUGCU